AAGAGCCUGGGUUCUCCAAAAAAGAUGAAUCUCGAUCACCCAAGAAGGAAUCUUCACCUUCUCCUCCUAAUCCUCCCACUGUGCUUAGAUUGGAUGAUGAGCUCUCCGGUUAAAUCCGGUGAUGGCGGUUCUGAAAUUGAUGCUGCAGAUCCAAAAUCGAUAGCCAAGAGGUUGGAGGAACUCGGAUUCUCUCAUGAAUCUGCCGAGCGGGCUUGCCCAGCCCUCACUCAGUACGUGCACCCAUUGCAGGUCGCUCUUCGUCAACCUGAUUCUAGGAAGCGACAACGCCUCCCGUUUCUUGAUGUUCCGUUUCGAAUCCUCCACGAGGAGCUCCACCAGCUUGCCGCCAUCCGGUUCAAUCAAACCUGCCCCGACCCUGACUCGGACCCCGACCCCUGAUUCUAGGAAAAUGAGCUUGUUUUGUUGAUUUUUUGAUAAGUAUGGACAAAAUCAAGAAUGGUGGGUUUUAUAGGCUGUGUGUGUUUUUGAUGGAUGACUGUGACUUGCAGGGGAUGAACCUAGACACAGACAAUUUUACUUGCUUUUCUCUUUCUUCACUAAUUUUUAAAUGAAAAAGGAAGAGUUCC
This is a messenger RNA of Rubroshorea leprosula, 587 nucleotides long. Lineage: Eukaryota; Viridiplantae; Streptophyta; Magnoliopsida; Malvales; Dipterocarpaceae. The record is from the annotation of a GenBank genome assembly.